Messenger RNA from Colletotrichum karsti, 843 nucleotides. RefSeq names its product brix domain-containing protein. The transcript has 6 exons. Gene Ontology annotation, cellular component: Mpp10 complex; small-subunit processome; nucleolus. Gene Ontology annotation, molecular function: snoRNA binding; rRNA primary transcript binding. The record is from RefSeq and is a predicted model, not a curated record. Gene Ontology annotation, biological process: rRNA processing. NCBI's taxonomy places the organism in Eukaryota, Fungi, Ascomycota, Sordariomycetes, Glomerellales, Glomerellaceae. Bases 1 to 843 code for a protein of 280 amino acids.
AUGCUCAAAGAUGCGGAGACAAACGAAAAGCGCGCGGCCCUCAAGAGCGCGCUGGCCUCCGGCAAGCCUCUUGACCCAUCUAUCGCGAAGGACAAGGCUUUGCGAAAGGAUUACCAAUAUGACGAGGCCAAUGCUGAUAUUAGCAUGAACGAGGCGAUGGAUCUGGACGACGAAUACUCGCAGCUGAGUGGUAUCUCAGAUCCCAGAAUCCUUGUCACAACUAGCAGAGACCCCUCGAGCCGUCUAGCUGCGUUUAGCAAAGAAAUCAGGCUUCUUCUCCCCACAUCAGUGCGCCUGAACCGUGGAAACCUGAUUCUGCCCGAUCUUGUUCAAUCCUGCAAAUCGAAUGCGUUGACAGACAUCGUUGUGUGCCACGAGCAUCGAGGACGAGCAAGCGCUCUCACCGUUUCUCAUCUUCCACACGGCCCGACGGUGUCAUUUUCUUUGCACAACGUUGUGCUGCGCCAUGAUAUACCUGGUUCCAUCAGAGGCAGCGUAUCAGAAGCAUAUCCGCAUCUUAUUUUCGAGGGAUUCAAAAGUCGUCUUGGACAGCGCAUCGUCAAGGUGCUGAAGCAUCUCUUCCCACCGCGCGACCCUAUUACCGCCAAAAACAAGAUUGGCAACAGGGUAGUGACCUUUGUCAACAAUGAGGACAGCAUAGAGGUCCGACAUCAUGUCUUCGUUCGUACAUCAUACGACUCCGUCGAGCUUGCUGAGGUUGGGCCACGCAUGACUCUUCGUCCCUUCGAGAUACGCGCGGGCACUCUUGAGAACAAGGAUGGCGACGUAGAAUGGCAUAUGACGCAAUACACUCGCACGGGUAGAAAGAAGGAGUACCUGUGA